UAACGAGAAAAACUCAACUAACAAUAAGGUAUCAUACGAUGACACACACAAUAUAAAUACGCCAUAUUCAGCGACAACAAGAAUUCCUGCAACAAUUAGUCGAAGAGAAUGUUUGAACUCACUAUAUUCUUGGUCACAUCGCCAAGAAUUAUCCCAUUUCGAACGCAGAUGAGUAGGUAUAUGGAAACCUAUUUAGGGAAAAUAUAAUUUCUAAUCAUCGAUCGAAAGCGGCCGUUAUUCUUAUUACGAUUAUUAUCAAAGAAAUCUGCACCGAAGAAGCGAAUGGAAUGGGCGUAAGGUUCGCAAGGGCUGGGGCAGGCGCGAAACCGUCAAACGAUCGAUUCAGUUCACCCUUACAUAUGAUUUUUGAGGUGUUUGGUGUUUAAUUGAAAGAUGCUUCGAAUGUCUUCGCGUGCUAUAAUUACAAUACGUUGACAUACAACUUUGCAACAAAUCAUUCGGGCAUAAAAACUAUGAUAUAAUUUUUGCGACACUUAAAUAUAUAUAUGUCUCUAUAAAUGGGGUAAAAUAUGAACUCAGCGUGAAUGCGCAUGUAAAUUGUUGAAUGUAAAAAUCAGUUGAUAAAUUGUCACCGUGUAGUGCACGGUGAUGCUGAGUUAAGGUUAACAUCUCCUCGGAUUUACGGAUCCCACGAUUUUGUACGUAAAAAUUAAGGCAGUGGCAUAACGAAUAUAAUGCAACUAUACGAGUCCAGGGGUUUGCUCGCCGAUAGUUGGAAGCUUGCGAACAGUCGUGCGCGGCACUUUGGCAGUUGUAGAAAUCGAUAUUAGAAUAGAAUAUAUCUUAGCUAUUGUAUGCCGCCAGAAGGAUAUAACUUCGAAGAAUGAACGAUUCACAAAAUUUUAUCCCUCGCGUUGUUGGCAUUUUUUGUGCCUAUGAGGUAAAGUUGAUGGUCGACGCGAUGUGCUGAAAGCAUAUAAUCAAUAUUGUGUUAUUUGAACAAUCGAUUAUCUGCAUUUUUGAAUCAGUGAAAUUAAAAUCUGACUCCGAUAUGGUUGCGAUUUCAUUGAAUCCUCUUCAUUGCCCGUACUCGAAAGCAGGAGAUGACUACGAUAUGCAAUCAACGAGAAUGUACUUGCAUUCCCAAAGCAAGGACCAAGACCUAGUCAAGUGCAUAGACAGUUACCUCAUGCAUUUGGAACUAACUGAGUGACCUUGAACCAAGGAAAGGUUGUUCGAAGAUAAAGUGAAAUAAGGGAGGAUUGAUAGUAUGACGGUGAUGCUGCUGCAACGCACCGCGUCGCCGCAAUCAACGCACAGUCCAAACAACAAUAACAGUAGCGCCAAACCUCCGUUUCUAUUCCUGCUAGAACAGGGUACAACAGAACAGAGAAACAACAUAAAUAACAACAAUAAAAGCGCUACAAUUAAUCGUAACAAUAGUGUGGUUGUUGGCACCCUGGCCGCUACCUCGCCCCCCAACAGAAUAGGUGGUAACUUUGAUAGUGGAGGGGGCAUCGGAGCUGCUGGCCAACUUCCUGGCGAGGGGAUCGCAAUGCGAUAUUAUCGGCUCUGGAUAUACGCCUGCAACGUCGUCCUCUUAGGAAGUGCCCUGGGGUUUGUUGCGGCUGGUGCUCGAACUCUAUUAUUUUCUGGAGAUGCACGACGUCGCCUCGUUCCAGGAGUUCCAGGGCCCUUUGAUAUUACAACCCUGUACGCAGUUCUUGCUUUAGCUGCACAAUUGGGUCUAGUACAAUUACUUGGCUGCGUGGCAGCUAGGAGACUCAGUGCGCGUCUUUUAAAUGCCUACUGGUUGUUGCUCCUGGCUCUUUUAUUUGGAGACGCAGUUGUAGGUGUUGCCUGGGUCUUCCGUUUUGAGAAAAUGAGGGCAGAGCUGAGGCCAAUAUUGAGACUUCGCUUACAGACGGAAUAUGCUAAGGAGGCAAGAUUUAGCGAGCAAUGGGACAGACUUCAGCGGGAAUUUGCAUGCUGCGGUGUAACUGGGCCAAGAGAUUUUGGCUCUCGAUGGCCACAGAGCUGUUGUCUUACAAUGGCCAACAUUAGUGACACAUGUCAGCAACCUUAUGCCAGAGGAUGUGACGAAUCACUAAUAAGAUGGCUGAGAAGAACUGCCGAUUUACUAUUUGUUCUUGGAUUUUGUGUCAUUGCAUUCACCAAACUAUGUUUUCUUGGUAUACUGAGGUAUGAGAUUCGAGAAAUGAUACAGAAAAUACGCCUACUUCGAGAACCUCCACCUGCUGCUACACCCUUUGCACAACCCCUAGCUCAGAUCGUUUCCGAUCCAAGUAACAAUAAUGGAAGUAUCCUACGCCGUACAACUCUGCAACCUACUUCAACUAACUCUGGAAAUGCGACGCUGUUGUUACAACCUGACGAAUGUGGAGGAGGUAGGCAUCCGUUGUUAGCAAAUGCCUUACAAGAUACAGGUGCUGACAGUGACACAAAUAGUCAUUGUGCUUUGAUACUGGAAGAAACUCAUCCAUCACCGGGGAACCAUAAUUGUACAUCAAAGGAAAAAAGCAAUGGAAAUAACAACUACGAGAUGCGGGAAUUCAACCGAAGAUUGCUACUAUCCAACGGUAACAGUCAGGUGUUAGGAAUAGGAGGUUCGGCACAAAAUAGACACACCUGACUAUGGAGAUGGUGGCGAUACACCUGGAACCAUUUUCUAAGAAGCAACAAUAGACAGCCCUCCCAAGCACUGUUAUAUAAGUAAAAGAAACCUAAUGUUUUUAAUCUGCCACUAAGCCAGGAGCUUAAGAACAGUGUUAUGUGUUGAUUUAGGAACUCAUAUAGGUACACAACAAGACAGAAAACUAGUGCUACUGAUUGUGUGAGAGACCUCAUGAUUGUGUGAGACCUUGGAGAAAAACAGGGAGUGCAGGUGAGUAGCCUUAAUAACUUUAAAACGAAAAUACCAUGGAAUAAAUACUACAGAGGCUGCCGAACAAACAAAAAGCCUGUGGCUCACCAAAUGAUAUGUAUUUUCUCUAUAUAAUCAAACUAUAUCAUCGACUCUUUGCAGUAAGCAAAGAUUUGAGGAAUUAUUAAAGACUAGGUUGUGCUGUUUAAUGAAAUAGUAAGGCUACAGCAUCUUUGGCACAAGUAUUCUGCGUUGAUUCGUGUUACGAAGCAUAAAAUUAAAAA
Molecule: messenger RNA, 3129 nt
Organism: Athalia rosae (coleseed sawfly)
Lineage: Eukaryota; Metazoa; Arthropoda; Insecta; Hymenoptera; Athaliidae
Exons: 3
Coding region: 1232-2614 (460 amino acids)
Cellular component (GO): membrane
Source: RefSeq, a predicted model, not a curated record